Messenger RNA from Daphnia pulicaria, 5036 nucleotides. RefSeq lists its product as uncharacterized. The record is from RefSeq and is a predicted model, not a curated record. The transcript has 5 exons. Gene Ontology annotation, molecular function: histone acetyltransferase binding. Gene Ontology annotation, cellular component: NSL complex. NCBI's taxonomy places the organism in Eukaryota, Metazoa, Arthropoda, Branchiopoda, Diplostraca, Daphniidae. Bases 324 to 4073 code for a protein of 1249 amino acids.
CGUGGGUGUCGGCACCUUGGGUCCAAAAAAAGAGGAAAUUUGUCACGAGUGUCGUCUAUCUGUGUGUUGAUGACGUGUAUGUGAUUCUUGUGUCAUCGUGAGUGGAUUAAUUCUUCAGUCAAAACUAAAGAAGGUUGCUGUAAAUUUGGAUAUGGCUGAAACUGACGUUGCGUCAUCCUAGAAGAGAGCGACGUAAAAAUUUGGAUCCUAACCAAGGAUGGGAUCGUCGCCUCGUGGAUGGGUCUGCAGCAUCGACAGCUUGAGCUGGAUCAGCAGCUUGGCUGGAUCGGAGCCGACGAUGGAGUGGGCAUCAACGCCAUGAAAUGUGCGUCAGUGUCGUUUGUCUACAGCCUCAGCCUCAGUGUCCAUUGCGCAGUAGCAGGAAAAGUACCGAGAGCAGCAGCAGCAGCAGCAUCAUCCAACAGCAAUCGAGUCGUCUACUACAAAGUACAAGGGGAGAGAAGAGCAGGUCUGGCCGGCUCGUCUGGUCUCUCGGCGGCCCGGCAGCGAGUGCCAUGGCCCCUGCCUUGACUCAGGCCACACCGCAUCAGCGCUGUUGCCCGCUCAAUAGCAGCCCGAACGUUCCUCCAAGUUUGACAUUACUCCCGAAAUCAUCGCAUCAUUCGUCCUCGUUAAAAGAGACGCGUGAAGUGUGGCCGUCUCGUUGCUGCGGCACGAACGGACCAGUGACAAAAUCAGCAUCAACAAACACGACUCGCAAGUGCCGAAAGAACUCGAGUAGCAGUGCGGUGGUAGCGGUUAGCGGCCAAGAAAUAGCUCGAUCGGACGAGUUGACCAAGAGUCGGGGCGGCGGCGGUGGUGGUGGUGGAGGUGUUGCGGACAGCCAGGGAAACCUGGACCCGCCACCGACCAUUGUCAACAAGGCUUUGGCGGCACCCGGGCCGCCCCCGACGAUUGGACAAGGUACCGAUCUGGCGAAUAUAAUCACUUCGGCUACAGCCGUUGCGCCCAGAUCGUCUCCCCCUAGCGGUGGUGGUAGAGGAACAACGCCUUCACUCAACGGGAACGCCACCAUGGGGCUGCAUCCGACAGCCCCAGGAGAUCGAAUGGAUCUCGACUCACCUCCCAUGGUCGUUCAGACUCCCGGCAAGACGCCCGAGUGGACAGCGACCACCACCACGGCCGAGGAAUCAAGUCGUGAGGAGACCGAGGACAGCGUCCAGGACAUGAUCGAUGUCAUCAAGAGUAUGGAAGUCGAUCAGUGUACAGAUAUUGGUCUCACAGUGGCAGAGCAGCAGCUCCUGCGCGAUGCGGCUGUUGCCGUCAUGGAGGACGCUGCUACCCUUCCGGUCAGUGCGGGACAAACUGCUCCGGCCGUGAUCGACAAGGAGGCUGAAGUGGAACGCCGGCUGGCCGAGGCUCGCACCAAACAACAACAAAUUGAAGCGAGAUGCCAGACGCUGUUGAGGCGAGCCGGGCGGCUCCAGUCGCGCCACGUCGGCCGACACGUGGCCGACCAAGUGGCGCAUUUUGUGACGUACGCCAAAGAGACCCUAUCAAUUGGGGCCAAAGGACGCGGUGGUCAUCAUGGUGCCGCUGGGUCCAAUCUCUACGGAUGGGCAGAAGAUGGUCGGCUUCCGACGCGCGAAGAAGUCCGUAACAUCCCAACGGCCACUUUAGUCAACCUUGUCAGUCGGCUCCAAGCUCCACCCGUUUCCUACCUGAGUAAUCGGCGAUAUUUCGGUCUUACCAAUCGCUCGACGGCUCCUUCCACUGGCCAGCAGCAGCAGCAGCAUGGCAGUAACAACAAUCAAACAACAGGCCGGCAGUUGAGCAGUCAGAUGGCUGAAACUUUGGAAGAGGUGGCCGGUUUGUGGGAGGCUCAACUUCGUUACCUGCAGCGUCAUGAUGAUCCGGACGCUACGGAAAGCAGUUCCGGUGGUGAAAGUGACGACGAAACGACGCCUCCUGCUGUUAUCGAGCCGUUUUUGCCGACCCCUACGUCUACCGUGACGAGUACCAGCAACGAAGCGGGAGGAAUUCACGAUGCUGCUGCAGCCGGUUCUGCUGCUGCCUCUACUUCCAGUCACGCAGGUUCAAUUUCUACCCCAGUCAGUGGACCACCAACUCCGGCUCCCAAACCCGUCUCUACGUAUCAGCGAGCUGCAUGGAGAUGGGCACGUGACCGGGCGGCGGUAGCGGCCAGGUGGUCUUGGUUACAGGCGCAAGUGUCGGAUCUCGAGUACCGCAUCCGCCAACACACGGAUGUCUACCGGCAAUUACGUGCAGCCAAAGGGCCCGUCCAAUUCGCCCCAGCCAACGGACUGACCGGUAGUGCAACACCAACAACAACAACCAGCCCGGUCAAAGCCGAGCCUGGUAGUUGUAGCCCAGAUGGAGCCGAUGCGGAUGCGACUGCUUCUUUACCUUCUUCAUCCAGUCGAACUAGACCUUUGGUCAGCAUGGCUGGAACCAGUGGCAGCAGCAGCAGCAGUAGCGGAGGAUUCCGCCACCGUCGGUUGAUUAGAGCGUCGCAAAUUCAAGCGGGCAGCGGCCGUAAACCGAGUCGUCAUUCGUCAACUGUGCGAUGUUGCUGCGUCAUGUCGCGUAUCUACACGCCGUGCGUGCUGUGCAAUGGCAAGAACAACUAUUUGCUGCCGGUAGAUCCGGAUGGCAUGACUCUGAGAGAGCGAAUCGGCCUGACGGACCGGGGUUUCCAUCCAGUUCUCUCGUUGCCGCAAGACAUUCCGCUCAGCGCCCACGUGGAUUCGCUACUCAAGUCUGGCGACUGGCGACCUCCGCCACCACCAACGUCGUCGCACCAAACUCCGCGCGGAAACAUCAACAACCGACGUUCCAGCUCGAAGGCGACGCAGGAAGAAGACGCUUUGCUGCUGCCGGCCAAACGCAAAUCCAAUAACAAGAGGAAGAGCAAGGCGACCGAUGGCGUCAGUGAAGACGGCAAAUUGGAUAGGAGAAAGGCGUUGAUGAAGCGAAGGAAACGCUCGGCUUUGUCGACUGAUGUCCAGGAUGAAGACAGCGCCUCCUUCCCGUCAUCGCCCUACGACACGGGCAGCGUUCCAUCAACGCCCGGGCGGCCGGGAAAUCAUCGUAAUGAGCGGAGUUCCGUCUUCCAAGAUCUGAUGCGACGCCGGACCUCUUACGAUAUCGACAAUAUUGUCAUUCCUUACAGCAUGGCUGCCACGACGCGUGUUGAGAGGCUUCAAUACAAGGAGAUCCAGACGCCCAAAUGGCGCGCAGUCGACGAAGAAGAAUUGGCGGCUGCCCAGGAAUUGUUGGAAGAGGUUGAGGAUGUGAGCGAAGAAGCCUGCAUCGCCCGUCACGAUCGCUCCGAGUUGGAAGAACGGCGCAAAUUUAUGAGCUAUUUGAAACAACCGGCAGGAGUGACGAGAGGCCGUCGCCGAGUCGAUCAGAUUGAUCGACUCGACAGUCGAGCUGAUCAGAGUUCUGGUGCCAAUACGCCCGAUCCAAUGUCACCUAUGGGAUCCAAAGCCACUGAUGGCCCGAUGAUGGAUGUCGACCUUCCCACCGAUGUCGAUGGCGAACGUGUAGCCCCUGCCGACACGUCGACAGCUGACGGAUCGUUUACAGCUUCUGCCAUCAAAGAACGUCGUAGGACUGCAUCACUGACAAAAAGGGAUUCCAGUGUCUGGAAGUUUGUCCAAGACGACAAUUCCGGCAUGUCGUGGGAAAUGGACGAGCAGUUUUACACAGUGGCUCCUUACGAACCUCGCCUCUUCCCUCUACCGGACAGCGUUUUCGAGCAGCUGGUUGAGGAGAUGCCCCCGGAGGAAGACGAUGAGUUGGCAUCUUCGGAAGGGGCGGUCCAACGUGCAGGCAAACGAGAAGCUCGAUCAUCGGAAUGUGGCGGGGUUGCUGCCGGCGGUGUUGGAGGAGGAGUGCCGGUCGUUAUACCUUCAGGAGCCACACCGACGACCACGACGUCUUCUGUGGACGACGAAGCUGUUACUUUUGUCUCUGAAUCGACGAGCUCACCUGGCGCCGACGAUCUUGACGUCGACGACGAGGAUCCCAACGAUCCCGAAUGGGAAGGAAGCCAGGGUAGCGCUCCCAGGAGCAAGAAAAGAUAACCGACGGUCGUCACUCUCCAAAACAACAAAUUUCGUAGAAGCGAAUUGCUAAUUCCCCCCAUAUAAAUUCCCUUCUUUCACAGAACUACGUAGUAUGUCGUAAACAAGCAAAAACAAAAACAAAAAAAUAGUUAACUUCCUUAAUCGUAGUAACAAGAUGGCGGUUGAUUUAAUUUUUUUUUUUUUUUAGCUCUUCGAGUACAUACACGGAAGAAAAAGACUGAGUAUGUGUGAUAGAAUUUAUACAUAGAAAGAAUGAGAGAGAGAAAGAAAGUAAAAGGUCAUUGUAACGUGAUUCACAAUAUUUGCUGUAAAUAGUCGCGCAAGGAAUUGAAAAAAAAAAAAAAAAAAAAAUGGAUGAUUAUGUUUGGUUGUCUUGUCACACCGAUCUGUUGGCGCAACCUUUAUCCGUUUACUCCUCCCCCAAAUGUGUGUUUUUUUUUUAUGAUUAUUAUUUUUUUUUGUUUCCCGUGCUAUAUAAUUGUCAAAGUCACACAUCCAAUUCUGUUUCCAUGUUUACACCUGCUCCCCCUUUUUAUUAUCUUUUUUUUUUCUCCAAAAACAACAACACAAAAAAAAAACAGAAUUUCGGAUCGAAUUGCGGGAAAGAAAAGAGUAACAAUUAAUUCUGGGGCUCUUUCUGCAUGGGUUCUUUUGUCACUUAGUUUCAACUCUUUAUAUCGUUCGAAAUUAUGAACAGGGAGAAGACAAACGACUCCCGUCGAACAACUGAUUAUAAAUAUUUAACCAAGUUCAUAUUUUUUUUUCCCCUUCUUAUGUGGAUUGAAUUUCUUUCAUGCUGUUCUUUUCCGUCUUGGUCCACGUCUCCUCAUCAAUGUAUAAAUAUCAUACUAUUUCUCUCUCGUUUCUCCUCCUCCCCACUCUUGGCAUUCAUGUUUUUUUUUUCUUCCUGAAAAAACUACAACAAAAAAAUACAGUUCUCCCAGAAUGUUCACACACAUA